UCUUUGAUGUCGUUGUCUGAUGAUUACAAAGUUUUUCCUACUUAGUACCUAGUUUUGAUACAUUUGAUGUCAACGAUCUUGAGUUUCACAUCAUGUCGAGCUUUUAGGAAAGUAACUCUUUGAAUAUCUUGAUAGUGACUCCGAAUAAUCUUACAAUUUGAAUAGCGCAGAUAGACUAUUUGUUAGUAACUCGAAACGGCCACAAAAAUGUCAGAUAGAACGUUGUAAUUCUGAGGUAGCGAGGUGCUAUUGUUUUGGCUAACCUUUUAGAUAAUUGUUUGCCAACCUGGGCAUCCACCAGUGGGUGAUUGAUUAAUUCUGGUGUGCGGUGGGGAUCACCCACACUUAUUAUUCAAUGUCCUGUUUUGAAAUGCAUGAACGUAGGUGGUACGAAGAAGUAUGGCUUCUUCUCGUUUAUUUUCUUCUCCUUCUUCUAUUUGUUAUUCUAUUUUCCCUCUUAAAGGUAGCAGUAGCAAGGGAGGGUGUCGGCUAUAAAAGGGUGACAGGUGCUGUUUUAGAUCUGUAUAAAGGCCAGUGCAUACGUGGGGCAAAAACUUAACGGUUAAAGUAUUUCUUAUAUGUAUAGUAUCUUUACACUUCACAGCUGUCGGCCCAUACACGGGGCAAAUGUUAAAACUAAAAAAAAAACCCAAAUCAACAGUCUACAGGCAGGCAAUUUGAUUUGUUAUUGAAAUUGUGAUCCGAUGGAACAACUUUUCAUACAAUGACAUUUUCGGUUUGAAAUGUGACGUAGUCGGUGGGCACCCUGUUUAAGAUUGGACAACCAAAACAGGCGAUUAUUACAAAACAUAUAUAUACAAAAUAGCAACAAACAAAAGCGGCUACCGUGAGCCACCAAGGCCGUGUGCGCUCACCCCCAGCAGCGCCAGCCAUGCGUGACAGUUUCCUGCAGCAGCUCAAAUUGUUCCUUACGGAGGGGGACCACGUCAUGUCUGCGCAGGCGGAAGUGGUUGCCACUGCGCAUCCGGAAGUAGUGCCUGGCACAGCUGAAGAGGAAGACGAGGCGGAAGUGGAAACAGAGUUUCGGAAUGGGAAACGAGAUAAAAAGAAAUUAAAAUUUCCCAUUGUAGCCAACGGGAGAGCAAAGAGGAGAAAAAAGAAAAGCCCCCACAAUGCCACGUCACAACACAGACGGGCGGGCGGUGAGUCAUCUCGCUACGUCACAGGAAACUCCCAGGGAGUAGUGGUCAACGGCGCGGGAAAAUCCCAGGUUUCAGGGGCGGCCACCAAAGGCAAACACACGUACUACAACGCGGAGAACAAGCUGGUCGCAGCAGUAGCGCCCACCACCACCUUCCCCCACCUGCACGGCGCGGACUCCAGACACCCGCACGGCAAACACGCCGGGGACGGAGACUCGGGGGGCGGCACACUGCCUCAGCUUAAACAUUCUGACCACCCCCCUCACUCGUCACAUGGGCACUCCCACUCCCAUGGCUCUCAUACGGGCGGGUCCAUGUCUGGCUCCAACUAUGGGGGUCACAGCUCUGAGCGGACCAAGAGAGACCAGUACGGGAACAGGAUUCCGAUGACGGCUGCCGGUACUACACGACCACCUUGUGUACCGAUACGAGAUCCUGGAGGUGCUGGGCAAAGGGUCUUUCGGUCAAGUGGUCAAGUGCUACGAUCACAAAACUGACGGGAUGGUAGCGGUCAAGAUAAUUCGAAACAAGAAGAGAUUCCACCACCAGGCUCUCGUAGAGGUGAAGAUCCUGGACGCCCUGCGCCGGAAGGACAAGGAGAACCAGCACAACAUGAUCCACAUGAUCGAGUACUUCUACUUCCGGAACCAUCUCUGUAUCACAUUCGAGCUCAUGGGCUGUACGAGCUGAUCAAGAAGAACAACUUCCAAGGUUUCAGUAUCGCGCUCAUCCGUCGCUUCGCCUUCUCCCUCCUCCAGUGUCUCAAGGUCCUUCAUAGGGAGAAGAUCAUACACUGUGAUCUCAAGCCGGAAAACAUCCUGUUACGACAAAGAGGUCAAAGUUCAAUUAAGGUCAUCGACUUUGGCUCAAGUUGCUACGAGCAUCAGAGAGUGUACACGUACAUCCAGAGUCGCUUCUACCGGUCCCCCGAGGUGAUCCUGGGACUUCCUUACUCCAUGCCCAUCGACAUGUGGAGCUUCGGAUGUAUCCUGGCAGAGCUCUAUACAGGCUACCCGCUCUUCCCAGGUGAGAACGAGGUGGAGCAGUUAGCGUGCAUCAUGGAAGUGAUGGGGAUUCCCCCAACCCCCGUCAUGGACCAGGCUACAAGGAAACGACUCUUCUUCGAGCAAACCAAGGAAGAAUGGAAGCUGAACCUGAAGGAACACCGGAGUGCCAAGCAGCAGAGAGUGCCACCUGUUGGGGCAUCCAACGACCACAAUGUGGACGAGUCUUCUGCCAGAGUGCCGAGCGCCAAGAGCAGCAUCACCAAGACCCAGCGUAAACCGGCCACGGAGGAGGUGAUCGAGGAGAAGGUGGAGAAGCUGAACCUGGGCGGGGGCGCUGGUGGCGGGAACACUGGGGAGACAAUCAAACUGAGCUUCCAGUCCCAUCUGCAACACCAGGACGCCGAUGACAAAUUCCUGCCGCCUAUUGCCAAAUAAGUGGAAGACAUCGCAGACGUGUAAUAAACAGGCAUAAUGAUUUACGUUGUAUAGCGCAAACUCCCGCUCAACAGCAAGCUUUAUGCGCGUUCAAAGUAGUAAUAAAUAGCAUAAUAAUAAUACAAUUUGCAUAACGCAAAUUCCCGCUCAACAGCAAGCUCUACGUGCGAUACAAUAUCUGCAUUAUCUGUAGUAGAUUCUUGGGUCGCUUUUACAGUUGGACUCUUGGAUGAAUUUUAUGGAAAAUGUUGCAGUCCACUCAAACAGUGUUAUCUAAGAAAUUAGCUGAGUUUAUUUUUAGUGAAAAUCGAGGCACGAUAUAUGGUAAAGGAGUAUUUAAGGCGCUGCAAAUAAAUUCUGAUCAACAACCAUUGCCACAUAGAUGGAAGAUACCUAUAGCAGGUACUCCGAUCGCUUUCACAGCGAGUGGGGUUAUUGGGGGCAUUUUUGGGAGAGUGUUGCAUUUUAUUCGACAAUUGAUUUUUUACAACUUGAUGCAGCCCAUGAUGAAAAUCAAAGUAUCAUUGAAAACGAGUUACCACAACACUAAAGAUACAUUCUUGCCAUCUGAUGCCGGAUAUGUUGAUGAAAACUCUUACACAUCCUAUCAAAACAUAUGUUUCUUUGUACAUGUUUUACAUCACAAUUUAGAUUCUAAUUUAGGAUACGCGUUCUGACCCGUCUGCCCGAGCCAACCCUGAAUGAGAGCGAUACCUCGUCCUAGCAGGAAGACCGAGACGCUCAAUGAGAUUAGAUUUCUCCCCACAACGGAACUGAGCUCGGGUCUUUUUGCGCGCAACUGCGAAGUGCAUACUCUUUAGUAGAUGCUUAGGCUCAUUUUAUGAUGGAAUUAUUGGAAGAACUUCCUGGAAAAGGCUGCAUUCCACGGGAAGAGUGUAUUUCCCAAUAUUGGUAAGUUUAUAAAUGAUGAUGAAAAUCGAAGUUUCUUGUAAACGGGUUUAGAAAUAGGAUUGCUAGUAAUCACAAGAUUAUAAGAUGAAUUAUUGUUCAAAACCCAGUCCUAUUAACGAAGACGAAGAUGGAAGGGCACGUUUGAACAUUCUCUAGUACUACUUGGAACAUAAUACUUUGGUUGCUUUUACACGAACUUGUCAACCUGCAUUGCUGUUGUUGAAUUCUUUUAAAAAAGAUGAUGAUAUAGACGCUAAUUAACAUUAACUUUUGUGAUCACAGAGAUUAGAUAAGAGACUGACGUGGCCUCAGCUAUGUUUACCUUUUAGAAAGAUUGACGUCAUUAAUUCUUCAAGGACGUUUUCGGUGGAUAAGCAGCAGACAUUUUUUAAAAAAUUGGGGACGUAUUUCGAACCAUGAUUAACGCACCACAUUCUUCAAUUUGCACAUAUUAUUGUUUCAUAGUAGGCUCUUUGCGUUUUGCUGCCUGCUUUUUCAGAUUUAGUUAAUUAAAAGAAACAAAAUUGGAAUUUCUGGAUUAACAAAACUCUCCCCCAAAAUGUGUCUUCAAGCAUUGUUGACUUACCAUAAUUGCAGUCCUUACUGAGUUAAUGUGUUAAUUUUAUGCACUCAUAAAGAAUAAAAGACGCAGACAUCGUUGUCUCCGCAUAAUUAGGAUUAACUAUUGCACAAGACAAGGACAGGCAUUCCUCUACACCGUUUAGGAUGCAAGAUUUGGCAUGGUAGUCAUAAUAACAUGAAUUAACAAAACUAACAGUAAUAGAUAAAAUGACCUGCGAAUACUUUUGCAUGAGUUUUUUUUUUACGAAUACCAAUAUAGUUGGGAAACUGCAACAGGAAAAUAAUUGUAAGAUUACUUUUCCUUAGAGAAUUUUGUUUUAAACAAAAUAAUAUCGUAGACUAUGCGACCAGGACGAUAAGUUCAGUGUAGUGAAUUCAUGCUAUGAUUGUAAUGUUUGAGGCUGAUUGUGAACUUUACUUAACAAAGGUGAAGAUACAAUCGUCACUGCGAUAGUAAAAUGGCUUAGCUCAUUUUUACUAGUUUUGAGAUAAAUGAAAAAACAAAACAAAAACAAAAAACAAAACAAAAACAAAAAACAAAGAAAAA
This is a messenger RNA of Aplysia californica (California sea hare), 4646 nucleotides long. Its product is annotated as dual specificity tyrosine-phosphorylation-regulated kinase 4. Gene Ontology annotation, cellular component: nucleus. Gene Ontology annotation, molecular function: protein serine/threonine/tyrosine kinase activity; ATP binding; protein serine/threonine kinase activity. Gene Ontology annotation, biological process: peptidyl-serine phosphorylation; peptidyl-threonine phosphorylation. Lineage: Eukaryota; Metazoa; Mollusca; Gastropoda; Aplysiida; Aplysiidae. The record is from RefSeq and is a predicted model, not a curated record.